AUGCUAUUUCGAGCAGAUAGACCUUCUGUUCGACAGAUCACCACAUCUCAAGUGCUCAGUCUAAACAUUACAAACCUUAUCAUAAUUUUCCUCAUAAAGCUCUUCCUUCUUGGUAUCGGAGUUAUUGGUUUCGGGGGCUUGGGAACUGGUUUGGCUGCGGGAGUAGGAGGAGCUGGUCUUUCACAGUUUGGUUUCGGAGGAGGGCUCGGAGCUCGAAAAUUGGAUGAAUUGGGAUUGAAUCUUACCAAGUUACCCUCAUCAACAGAAGAUCUAGAAUGGAUGACGACGUACUUGAAGUCAGUAAAUACUGACCAGUACAGCUGUUUAAACCGGCUAGCUUGUGAUCACCCUUCCACUGCCCGUGCGUAUAUUGCUGGUGGAAAGAUGGCAAUGAAGUUCCUAAGAAACAUCAAAUGGCUGUUUUCUGUGGAGAGUGCCAAGUACGAAAAAUUGCUGCAUUCCCUACAAGAAGCUAUGGCAGUUGGAGAAACAUCAAAAGACACUUGUUUUAUUAAAUACGCUUGCAAACGUUCGGGAAACAAAAGAAGAAAGUGA
Molecule: messenger RNA, 555 nt
Organism: Limulus polyphemus (Atlantic horseshoe crab)
Lineage: Eukaryota; Metazoa; Arthropoda; Merostomata; Xiphosura; Limulidae
Exons: 2
Coding region: 1-555 (184 amino acids)
Source: RefSeq, a predicted model, not a curated record